Messenger RNA from Colletotrichum fioriniae, 2355 nucleotides. Lineage: Eukaryota; Fungi; Ascomycota; Sordariomycetes; Glomerellales; Glomerellaceae. The record is from RefSeq and is a predicted model, not a curated record.
AUGUUGCCCGACGUGGCGUGUGAUACCCCAGUAUCAUCCAUACACGCUUUGGCGUCGAUUAGCCCCGAAGAAACUCGGGUGAAGGACUGCCGUUAUGGGUUCUCAUACGAGAACAUGCUUGCUGAAGGCCUCGAAAUAAUCGACGUCUGGCCCACUGAUUGUUGGGACAAGGAUAAUUCUUUCUUCUAUACCGGCAUGGACUUCCACAACGAAUCGACUCAGCGAACAUGGGCCAGAGUUCGACCUGCUGUAUCUGAGCAUGAUUCAAACGACUUUAUACUUGCCCUAGAGCUCACAUCGACCAAGACUCAUUCAGCUGCAAAGUGCCACGCCAUGAUCGCAUCAAGAAGGACGACUCUGAAGAAGAUUGCAUAUGCUCCGCUCGUGGAAGAGUACACCUUUGGGAACGGAAGCGCCUACAACGGGACCAUGAGUAUUCAAGCUAAAAGCAGCCAGCCCAAGUCCACUGUCAAUUUGACGUCUGAGAUUGAGCUUCUCGAUCACAGCGUAAAUGUGCAGAGCAUCCUUCAGGAAAGUCAAGAAAUCACGCCAAAGCUUAACAAGUCGGUUAGUUCCAUAGAGACCGAGGCAACGGCCCUCGACUCCGCAAAAGCACGACUCAGGGACGUACAGCAACAGCUCGAUCAGCUAGAGGCAGAGAAGAGAGACCUCGUGCAAAAAAAGGAAAAAUCCGAAAAAAGGCUAGAGUCGUCCUCCCGAGACAAGGAAAAGUACGCUUCAAUGGAGAAGAAACUGCUUCAAACACUUUCCACGGCGCAAAAGUUGCACUCAGCCAGCGGAGAAAAAAGGGCAUCGAAAUGGAAAGACUCCGUUGUAAUCUACCUAUCCGAAGACCUUUUCAAAGCCAAGAAGAAGCAAAACGCAGAAAUCCACUCCAUGAAGGACGUAUUGCAGCGGACGUUUCUGCAAGCAGUCGUCAAAGGAAACAUAGCCGCGAUGCAGUUUCUGAAGGAUUCUCUUCCAAACCUCGACUUCAACGAUUCUAAAGGGCGUGGUGUUCUAGCCUGGGCGAUUAUCAAAAAGAAUCUAUCAGUUGUGACUUGGCUGAUAGAGAACGGCGCCAGCGUUAACGCAAAAGAUGGCUACAAUAUGACACCUCUAAAUCGGGCGUGUACGGAAAACUUUUUGCCAGCUGUCCGGCUGUUACUUCACCGAGGCGCGCAUACCGAAGACUUGGACCAGGAUGGUCGGAGGCCUUUGCACGUUGCCAUUCGCAAAAACAAUCUUUUGCUCGCACAGUGGCUGUUGGAUCGUGGGGCAGAUAUCGAAGCCAAAACGAAAAAUGACGAAACGCCACUGGAGCUUGCGGUCUCGGCAAAGUCAAUUGCAUCGAUAAACCUGCUCCUCGACCGAGGCGCGGAUCUUGAAGCACAAGGUUCGUAUGGGGCGACUGCUCUAUGUAAAGCUGCCAAGUACGACGAUAGCCACGACAGUGCUCUCCUGCGUGUCUUGAUUGAUCGUGGAGCCAAGAUCAAAACACGCAGCAAAGACAAAAAAAUGACACCCUUGCAUUAUGCAGCAGGAUAUGGGUGUGCCGAGGCUGUGGAGUUGCUCCUCAAAGAAGGGGCAGACACCACGGCCAAGAGCUCGUCAGGCGCUACCCCGUUGAUGAUUGCAGCCGAGAACACAAGGGAUUCUGACCCUCUCCGCUCAUUGAUAGACCACGGCUCGAGCACCGAAGUGAUUGAAAACAUGGGGGAAACAUUGCUAGCCUCGGUGGCAAAAUAUGGAUGCGCCGAGUCUGUGAAGUUGCUGCUCAAUCGGGGGGUUUCUAUCGAGUCUAAAGACGAAGAUGGGUGCACACCUCUAGCAAAUGCGGCUGAGGAGGGCAACAAGAAGACGGCCGAAGCACUGAUUAAGCGAAAAGCCAAAGUAGACUGCAGGGACUCGAACGGCCUGACUGCCCUCUCUUUAGCGGCGCAGGCUGGGCACGUAAGCCUAGUCAAGUUGCUUCUAGAGGGUGGCGCUAGAAUUGAUCGGAAAUACGAGACGGACGGCCGCACAGCGCUACAUUGGGCGGUUCUGAAAGACCAAACGGCUGUCAUUGAGGAGCUCCUGAAGAGAGGGGCCAACAUCGAGGCGAGUUCGAAAGCCGGACACACUGCAAUUUACUACGCCAUUCGCAACGGCUUUGAGGCGUCUUUCAAACUCCUCCUCGAGAAAGGCGCGAGUCUCACCGUGGAAGGUCCCCACGGGAAAAUCCCUCUGGCGUAUGCUCGGGAUGUAGCUCAGAGGCAUAAGAAGAUUGGGAGUUUACCAGCAAUGAAGGAAAUCAUCAAAUAUCUAGAGAAGCAGACCUCGGAAAAGGACAAAGCCAAAAUAGAAGAGGCAUGA